Messenger RNA from Syngnathoides biaculeatus (alligator pipefish), 1426 nucleotides. RefSeq names its product synaptojanin 2 binding protein (gene synj2bp). Bases 151 to 585 code for a protein of 144 amino acids. The record is from RefSeq and is a predicted model, not a curated record. The transcript has 4 exons. Lineage: Eukaryota; Metazoa; Chordata; Actinopteri; Syngnathiformes; Syngnathidae. Gene Ontology annotation, molecular function: protein binding.
CUCUAGGGGGCAGCAGUCGCGCGCAACCCUUCAUUUUACGCCAUCGGCGUAAGCGAGCAAGAGCAAGUGGCAUAAUCGUCUCCAAAUGAGUUCACCUUCACGUAAUUAAGUUCGCCUCCUCUUGAAAAAACAAUCUCCUCAACGACAACCAUGAACGGUUCGCUCGUUUCCAACACGGUGGACAUUAAACUCAAGCGCGGGCCCGCAGGCCUCGGCUUCAACAUCGUGGGCGGCGUGGACCAACAGUACGUCGUCAACGACUGCGGCAUCUACGUGUCCAAAAUCAAGGAGGACGGCGCGGCGGCGCUUGACGGGCGGCUUCAGGAGGGCGACCGCAUCCUGGCGAUCAAUGGCGUCAAGCUGGAGGACCAGACGCACAAAGCCGCUGUGGAUUUGUUCCGGACGGCGGGGGAAGACGUGGAGUUGCUCGUUCUGAAAAAGUCACCCCAUCACACAAACGGACCCGCCGAGUCCCAGGCCGAGCAAGCGCCCCCGGUGCCCUACCUGGGGCUCCUCGCUGCGCUCACGGCGGCCGCCGCCAUCUUCGCGUUCAUCUACAUGCGUAACACCGGACGACCGUUUUAGCAAAGGCCGUUAUUUUUUUUUUUUCUUUUUUUUUUUUUUUUUUUUCCUUUUUUAAUUUCAAACUUGUUUCUCGAGGCCAAAGAAGGGACGAAAACGAUACAGGAUUCAGUGCUCUUCCCAGAGGAAACCGUCAUCGCACAGCUUUUUUUUUUUUGGGGGGGGGGGGGGUUGUAACUUGACAACAUGGCCGCCCCGCAAGUGGGGGAGAAAAGCGAGAAGAGCUGCCCUCAAGCUCUGCGGUCGCUUUUGUUGCGUUUCGACAUAUUCCAACCCGGACGUGGCAGUGCCUUGUCGUGACGCAUUUGCUUCUUUAUUGCGCUUUAUCACGGUCCAAUAUAGACAUUUUUGGUCGCGAUUGCACACAAUUAACACUAUUUUGACUUAGGCAGUCAUAAGACAAUCAAUAGUGAAGAAUCGAUUCAUCACAUCUUGAGACGAUGGAGGCUAAUAUGGGGUGUACUGCUUCCCGUGACCAGCGGGGGCGCCAUUGGGCCACUUUGAACUUAGAAAUUCAUACAGAGGUUAAAAUUUGUAAAGUCAAACGAGGGUAAAACUAUACAUUUUCCUUUUUGACAGAUAAAAUAAGUUAUGAAAUGCCCACACCUAAGUUGCUGGAUUAUUGAUUAGAUUGAUCCCCCGCAAUUAAAUGAUGAUGAUUUUUAAUUUCCGGAAGAUUUCAAAAGAUGGCAGCAAAAGCACUUCUAUUCUCCUAGACGAGGCUGACUAAAUGAACCUCCUUCACUCACUUCAACAUAGUUCCCUGGACAGCAGUUGGCACCGAAGCAAAAUGUUUGAGCGGCGUGCGCACUCAAGACAGCAAAAAAAAGUUUUUCAGCACAUA